Molecule: messenger RNA, 2512 nt
Organism: Cercocebus atys (sooty mangabey)
Lineage: Eukaryota; Metazoa; Chordata; Mammalia; Primates; Cercopithecidae
Product: keratin-associated protein 2-1
Exons: 1
Coding region: 1701-2087 (128 amino acids)
Cellular component (GO): keratin filament
Source: RefSeq, a predicted model, not a curated record
AAGAGCAAGGUUUCUGACAGCCUAUAAUUUUAGAAAAAAGUAUUUCUUCGUACUGCGUUCUUUUGUUAACAAAAGCAGUGGCUUUAUAGACAUAUUUCUCUUUUUAGUUUGGCAUCUCUGUGUACAUUCCGAAACAAAGAACAGUAUGCUAUACCACGUAUCAAGUGAGUACUUAUUUUAUUUCACUAAAGGGCAUAAAAAUGUUUAAUAACAACUGCUACAUGUUGUCUAUUUUGAGUGACUCCAAGUUGGAAAAAGACUAGGAGACAUCACCAGUGUUUCUACUCCACAGAAGACCUGUGGUAUUGUUAAAGAUUUGCCACUCUUUGAUCCGUACGACUUUGGAGGAAUUCAUUUUGUAAAUCUGGUCUUCCAAAAACUGUGAUGGACUAUGAUGGAUCAUAGACUCAAAGGCCUUCAAAGAUCAGAGAUAUGGUAGACCAAAGGUGUAUUUUAAAAAAGAGCAAACAAAACAAAAUACACCUCAGAGGUAAAUUUGCGCCGACAACCAUAAGCAUUCCUUGGACAAUGUUAUCUUUAAUCUACCUUCCAACUCUAAAUUUAUUUUCUGUAUUCCUAUUCGUCUUCACUAUGGCUGGAAAAGACAAAGCUAUUUUAUUGGUCACCAGCUCAACUAAUUCCCCUUGUCUUUUUCAUAAUGCCACCUUACCACCUCAUAAGCAAACAAAACCCUCAGCCAACAAACUAAAGCAGCUGUGACAGAAAGAUAACUGAUUCCUUUGUAGAUAUUGUCCAUAGAUUUUGAAGUAUGUAAUACAAAGUGCAUAUGUCAAAGCAAGAAAGCAAGAAAUAGCCAAUUUCAAUUUUAUUUCUAAGACAAUAAUCAUGGAAGGGCAUUCAGAAAGGCACAGAAUGAAUGAAAUCCCCACUUACUUUGACUUUAUUGUUUCCAGAAAAGUUCUUUCCCUUUAAUUGCUUGAUUUUUCUUUGUCUUGCCUUACUAAAAUUUGUGACUGCUAUGUGAUAGGAAACUAUUUGAAAGUUAUUUUUCUUUCCUUUCCCUCUCCACCCCCAAAUAGUACAGCAUCAUCUACAUAGUGUCUCAUAAGUGUUAAUGAGUUAUAAACCAACUCAGAUUACUAAAAUAAAAUCAGUCUAGCAGCUUUGGUGAUGAUUUUCUUACAAACAAGGUUAGGCACUGUGUCAUCAAACACUGGGCCAUGCUUUCCAUAGCAGAAUCAAUACACAUCCGCUCUUAUGAACCAUUUUGGCUUUUUAGAAAUUCUUACUUGAUCUCAAUGCCAAUCAGAAACCUGGCCUGUGACUCAUGAACUUUCCAGUCUUAUGCUUAAGUCACCGAUGGCAGCAAACAAGAGGAAAGUGUGAUGGUGGCAACGCUGGAUUCUUCAAACUUGCACCUUCUCACAUGGCAUGACCUGGAAGCUGACCUGGAGCAAUUGUUCUGAUGAUAUACAUCACCAGGUAUUCAGUUCAAGGGAAAAAGCAGACAGGUAGAAAACAAAGCAUCCUUUAGUGAUUUAGGGAUCACUGCCUCAGCAGUUAAAUCCAGAGUUCUCAUUUCAACGGGCAGCUACAACUCCAGGAAAUGACCUCACGUCCUGGGGGUCAUUAGCUCCCAGCCAGGGCAUAUAAAGGCCCAGAGGGGCACGAGGACAUUCACACCUGAGAACACCCAGCUCCUCUCAACAGCCCACCCCACACCAGCCUCACACACCACCAUGACCGGCUCCUGCUGCGGCUCCACCUUCUCCUCCCUGAGCUACGGGGGAGGCUGCUGCCAGCCCUGCUGCUACCGCGACCCCUGCUGCUGCCGCCCCGUGACCUACCAGACCACCGUGUGCCGCCCCGUGACCUGCGUGCCCCGCUGCACGCGCCCCAUCUGCGAGCCCUGCCGCCGCCCGGUGUGCUGCGACCCCUGCUCCCUGCAGGAAGGCUGCUGCCGCCCCAUCACCUGCUGCCCCACGUCGUGCACGGCUGUGGUCUGCAGGCCCUGCUGCUGGGCCACCACCUGCUGCCAGCCUGUGUCUGUGCAGUCCCCCUGCUGCCGGCCCCCCUGCGGCCAGCCGACGCCUUGCAGCACCACCUGCAGGACCUUCUCCUGCUGAGACCCCACCUCUCCCCUCAACGCACAAAACAUUCCCAGGUGCACAGAAUCAUGUGCAGACUCUUCCACCCCUUCUGGAUCAGAUGAGAGACCCCACCUUUGCAGCCUAGCUGAUCCACAAGCACGAAUUCAACAAUAACAUCCUGUUUCCCCACAUAAUUAUGUAGCUAAUGCUGGCCCUCUCUGACAAUCUUGAGAAAAAUUCCAGCUUUCAUCAUUUGAAUUCUUGGCUUAAAAAAAAAAAAAAAAAACGAGUAAAUACAAAUCAAAGCUCCUCUUGAAUAGAACUCUGUCCCACUGACUCAUCACCCUUUUUUGUAUUAUUUCAAGGUUCUCAGAUGAGAUUUUUUUUUCUUCCAGGAUAAUACUAUUUGUAUGCUGUAUUUUUGCCUGUAAAAAUAAAAUAAAAUUUUAUUUCUGGGGAAG